Molecule: messenger RNA, 552 nt
Organism: Trichomonas vaginalis G3
Lineage: Eukaryota; Parabasalia; Trichomonadida; Trichomonadidae
Product: RNA polymerase II transcription regulator recruiting protein
Exons: 1
Coding region: 1-552 (183 amino acids)
Source: RefSeq, a predicted model, not a curated record
AUGUCAUCUCUUAAAAGCGUGCGCGCAAACAGAAAGUUCUCCCAAGAAGAAGAUAUUAAGCUCAGGUGUGUCGUGUCCAAGCUUGGCACUCACAGCUGGAAAUCAGUUGCAUCUUUCAUGCCUGGUCGAAAUGUUCGCCAAUGCAGAGAAAGAUGGAAUAAGUUUCUAUCUCCAAGUGUCAACCUUAGUCCAUUCACACGCGAAGAGGACGUUAGAUUGCUAGGCUUGUAUAAAGAACUUGGACCACAAUGGGUCAAGAUCGGAAAACAUCUCGGUAACAGAUCGGAUAUCGCAAUUAAAGCUAGAUUCAUGCUCCUCGAACGUCACAGAAAGAAACGUGAGAUGAGCGAGGAAUCAUCCUCAUCCUGUGAAGAUAACGUUUCAGAAAGUUCUGUUUCUGAAGCUCCAAUUCAUAACCAUGUUAAACCAAACAGACAAAUUAGUGCGGGAAUUACAUCUAAAGAGUUGAAUAACGAAAUAGACAGCUUAUUCUUCUCUGACUUUACAGAUUUCUUUGACUUCAAUGAAGUCUUCGGUGUUGAACAAUUAUAA